Petromyzon marinus (sea lamprey) is the source of this 1862-nucleotide messenger RNA. The record is from RefSeq and is a predicted model, not a curated record. Lineage: Eukaryota; Metazoa; Chordata; Hyperoartia; Petromyzontiformes; Petromyzontidae.
UUGUUGGGUGGUGGCGGGUUUAACGACAUAUUUACGAUCUACCCCAAAAAAAAGCCCCCUGUAUUAUGGAUAUAACACGAUGGAGUGAACGGAGCUAUGUCGCGCACGAGGUAGGAAGGAGCUGCCGUGACGUAGCGUCGUCGCACAUGGCGGGAUGCUACUGGAUGCUUCUAGAUGCUACCCAUGCGCCUUGGGCUUUGUCCGGCCUGCGUGCGCGUGUCGCGUGUUAUCGCGUGCUGUGCUUUACCCCCUACAUUACAUACUAUUUAUUAGAAUGCGAUUUUUCCAUAACGCGGUGUAUCUUCAGCAAUGCAACUAGUACUGAAUUAUAGUAGAACAGACUGUGUUGUAAGUGCAUUGUAAUUGCUGCUGCUGUUGUUGUCGGUUACAGGAUGCAGGCGGGAGCUCUCCUCGUUGCUUUGGGGUUGCUGGCAGCGUCGGCCUCCAAGCAGGAGAAGGUGCUGAGCCAAGAGCACUACGUGGAGGGGGAACACAACCCAGACUAUGACAGGGAGGCGCUCUUUGGAGGAGAGGAGUCGCUCGAGGAGUUUUCGAAGCUGAACCCCGAGGAGGCGGCGAGGAGGCUGCAGGCGCUCGUGUCCAAGAUCGACGCGGACGGCGAUGGGUUCCUUUCGAAAGACGAGCUGAGCCGGUGGACGAUGCAGUCGUUCCGGCGCUACGCCACCGAGGAGACGCGCGAGCGCUUCCCGGAGGUGGACCGCGACGGCGACGGCGUCGUCUCGUGGGACGAGUACCGCCAGCACGAGUACGAGAGCCUACCGGGAGGGGACGGCGGCGAGGCCGCGGCGGCCGCAGGAGGGGGAGGCGGAGAUGGCGGCGGCGGCGACGACGAGGAGGAGGAGGAGCGGAGCUCGCUGCAGUCGCUCUACGCCAGGGAGAAGAAGAAGUUUGGGAAGGCCGACUCGGACGGCGUCCAGGGUCUCAACAUCACCGAGUUCCUCGCCUUCGAGCACCCGGAGGAGUUUGACUACAUGCAGGACUCGGUGCUGGAGGAGGCUCUGCUGGAGCACGACAAGGAUGGCGACGGCUUCGUGGACCUCGCCGAAUUCCUGGGAGACUACCACCGGGACCCGACCGCAGAGAGCGACCCCGAGUGGGUGAUCACCGAGACGGACAAAUUCACCAGCGAGUUCGACAUCGACCACGACGGGAAGCUCAACCCCAGCGAGCUGCUUUCCUGGCUCAUGCCCAACAACCUGGAGGUGGCCGAGGACGAGACGGAGCACCUCCUGGAGCACAUGGACACGGACGGCGACGGGCAGCUGUCGCACGACGAGGUGGUGCAGAACAAGGAGCUCUUCCUCACCAGCGAGGUCACGGACUACGGGCGGCAGCUCGGGGAGCAGUACGCCCACCACGAGGAGCUGUGACCGUGCCCGCAUCGUCGCCACCGCCCGCCCGCCGUCACACCGCCGCUCCGCCCGCCCGCCCGCCCGAGUCUCCGGUCCCGUGACGCGGCUCCAGUCGUGUGCGCCAACCUUCCGCAGGUCUAGCAGGGCGAAGCGUUUGAUUUUGUUUUAACCGACCCUAGGUAGGACACACGGAUGCCGUCCACUCGCUUUCAGGACAGGGUUCCUGCGUUUAGACAUUUGGCCAACACCAAUGGGCACGUCGUGUGUAUGUUUAGCUAUGGGAGGUGAAAUCGGUGAACCCGGCUGGCAAUCCGUGUAGAAGACGGGGAGAACGUACAGACUCCUAAGACAAAAGAUCUCCCCGUUAUAGCCUUAACAGACUGUCGGGGCAAGUGCUGUUAGCGGGCACCUAUGAAGGCCAACACGGCACACGAUAGGGUGGAUGGCCAACACCACGCCCGGCCGCCUUUGUCUCCCCCGUGUUGAUGU